This is a messenger RNA of Phodopus roborovskii (desert hamster), 853 nucleotides long. It is a transcript of the gene Tex101, whose product is annotated as testis expressed 101. NCBI's taxonomy places the organism in Eukaryota, Metazoa, Chordata, Mammalia, Rodentia, Cricetidae. Bases 89 to 853 code for a protein of 254 amino acids. The record is from RefSeq and is a predicted model, not a curated record. Gene Ontology annotation, biological process: binding of sperm to zona pellucida; regulation of flagellated sperm motility. Gene Ontology annotation, cellular component: plasma membrane; plasma membrane raft. The transcript has 6 exons.
GGCCCCGCCUUCCGUGCCUCCUGGGGCGGCAGCGGGAACGCAGCAUACGUUCCUAGGUCCUGGUCAGCUCUUCCCAGACUGAGAAGCCAUGGCAGGCUGCUGUGUGCAGUAUUUACUGAUCCUCCUCCUGCUGGGAGCCUCCCAUUGGACUUUGACCCAAAGUCUACACUGCGAGGUGAGUAGAAUCCUGCGUUUAGAAGACGAUCCAAGCAGGAACUUUAACUGGACUUCAAAGCCUGACAAGGUCGAGAAGUGUGAUUAUGGAGAACUUUGCCAGGAGACUGUACUGUUGAUUAAAGGAGAAGGAACCAAGACGGCUAUUUUGGCCAGUAAGGGUUGUGCCACGCAAGAUACGGAAGCAGUGACGUUCAUCCAGUACGCCCCGCCUCCUGGCUUGAUUGCUGUGUCCUACAGUAACUACUGCAACAGCACCCUGUGCAACAACAGCAAGAACGUGUCUCUGUUCUGGAAACCCCCAGACACCACAGAGACUUCCGGUAUGUCAAGAGCCCUCCGCUGCCCGACUUGUGUGGCUCUGGGGUCCUGCCCCAGUGCCCCCUCCAUGCCCUGUCCCAACACUACAACCCAGUGCUAUCAAGGAAGACUUGAGCUCUCUGGAGGAGGAAUGGACACCAUUGUGCAUGUUAAAGGCUGCACCUCGGUGAUUGGCUGCAGACUGCUGGCUACCAUGACCUCAGUGGGACCCAUGGCGGUGAAGGAGACCUGCAGUUACUACUCCUUCCUCCAGCCCAGAAAGGCAGAAGAGAGCCGGGCCUCCUGGAUGCUCACCUCACUGUGGAUGCUGGAGCUUCUGCUGCCAGCAGUGCUGGUGGCCCUCACCAGCUUCCCCUGA